AUGUCCCACCGUGAAAACUCAAUUGCAGCUCUUAAUUUGCUCAUUGCUGCUUGCGACGCCGCCGUCUCUGCCAUCGACGCUGCCGACGGUAAUCUCGAUGACGACCUCAAAGAUCUCGAUCAGACCAGCCUCAACGUCAUCCACAAGGAUUUUUUGGCCCUGCUAUCGCUGCUCUAUGCAUCCACCACAAAAAUCGCGUUGUGCUUGAAACCCAGCUCACCGACUUACUCGGCGUCUAUCACUCCCCUCAAAGACCAAACAACACAUGUCGGCAACCUGUCGCAGAACGUCCGGCUCGUCCGCAAAGAACACGGUUUGACCCUACUCAACGAAUUUAAAUCUGUGGCGAAGACGGUCAUAAACCCCUUGAAACAAUUGGCCCAGGUUUUCCUGGACCAUGCAAACGGGGAAAAAGUGAACGAUGAUGCAUAUCUGUCCAAGACAGGUGAAGUUCACCACGCGAUCGACAAGGCUCGUUCUUCCCCAGGCGGCCUCUCUUCCAGCAAUCACAUCGCGGUCAAGAAGGCAUGGGGCCUGCAUCAAGGCUCCCUCAUUGACGCCAUGGACGAGUUGAAGGAAUUGUCCGAAUCAGAAGGGAGCCCUGGUUCUACUGACGACAUCGAUGAUGGCUGGGACGAGCUGGGGAUCGAUGCACCCUCUAAAAUGUCUGCUGAAGAAUUGGGUCGAUUGAAAAAGGUGGAACCCAUCAUCAAGCUGUCGACGCUCCUUCACAAAUACGUCGCAAAACGUUUACUCUCUGCACCCUAUGACUCCCUUCCAAUCCAAACCCAUCUCAACCCACUCCUAGAUUCCCUCGCAAAGGAUUCAGCUCUGUUCGCCGCUGCUGUCGACGACCUCGCGUCCACCGUCUAUGCGCCCCAGGACACCGAGGAAAUGUCCCUCCAGCUUCGCAACUUCACCGACUUCAUCGAAACCCUCUCCAGUCGUAUAACCUCCAUUCUUUCAUUACCGUCCGUAGGCGAGCUGCUGAAGGGAUCUGGGAAAGAGGCUUCAGCACAAAAAUGGUUUGAUACGUGCUUCGAUCAGUUGAACAAAUCUAUAAAGGAGUUGUCGGAUGUGCUACCAGAUCCCUAA
Coprinopsis cinerea okayama7#130 is the source of this 1095-nucleotide messenger RNA. RefSeq lists its product as hypothetical. NCBI's taxonomy places the organism in Eukaryota, Fungi, Basidiomycota, Agaricomycetes, Agaricales, Psathyrellaceae. Bases 1 to 1095 code for a protein of 364 amino acids. Gene Ontology annotation, cellular component: nucleus. The transcript is spliced from 3 exons. Gene Ontology annotation, biological process: regulation of cell cycle. The record is from RefSeq and is a predicted model, not a curated record.